Molecule: messenger RNA, 1350 nt
Organism: Zootermopsis nevadensis
Lineage: Eukaryota; Metazoa; Arthropoda; Insecta; Blattodea; Termopsidae
Source: RefSeq, a predicted model, not a curated record
UAGAUAACUUUGUGCUGGAAAUGGAGAUUAAGCAAGAAAGCGGCUGUUCUCAGCAAGAUGGCGUCAGGUGCACGUGCACCAAAGGAUUAGUCCGUCUGAAAGAGCUGAGAGCGAAGAACCUGUUAUGUGACGCGGUGUUGAGGUUGGAGGACGGUGGCGUCUUUCCAGUCCACAGAGUGAUUCUGUCGAUGUGCAGCGCUUAUUUCAGGACCCUAUUCACGACAACACUGCACACCAAUGAGGAGACUGAUGUCCUCCUCCACGGAGUCAGCUCAGACAUGAUGACCCAGAUACUGGAUUAUGUUUAUUUUCGCGAGGUGGACAUCCGCUCCGACAACUCGUGUCAGCUGCUCGUAACGGCUGAUUACUUGUGUAUUCCGGAAGUUACUGAACUCUGCUCCGACUUCCUAAAGGAAGCGAUGGACGCCGACAACUGUAUCGGCAUCUUGCUUUUCGCAAGGUUUCACUUCUUCGCCGACCUUGAGACUCACGCUCGUCGCUUCGUUCUGCGCCACUUCGUGGAAAUGUCUCAGCAGAGCGAAGAACUGCUGGAACUGCCUGCAGAGGAGCUGCAAGCGAUAAUCGAGUCCGAGGAACUGAACGUGCAAGACGAGAAAGUUGUGUGGGAGUGCAUUCUCCGGUGGAUUAACCACGACCCGGACAACAGGAGAGACCACAUCGCGGGCCUUUUGAAGGGCGUCAGACUGGGACUCCUUGACGAAAAGUAUUUCGUUGAGAAGAUAUCAAAUCACGCGUACGUGACGGAGUAUGAGGGGUGCAGAUCCGUGAUCUUGGAGACGCUCUCGUUCCUACGCGACGUGCAAAUGAUGACGAAUGAAGAAAACGAAGACAAGGAAUUCGUGACACCAAGGAUUGCCUACCCGCGGAUCCCACAGGACAUUCUUUUUGCUAUUGGUGGAUUUCGUUACGGAAGCCCGGAAUAUGAGAUUGAAAGGUCCCUGUCAGAUGUGAUCGAAGCGUACGACACACGAGCAGGCCGGUGGAGUGUGGUGGAGGGGGUCGACUCGUUUGGACCGCGAGUCUACCAUGCCACGGCAGUAAUCGGUUUCGACAUUUACGUCAUCGGUGGUUACGACGGCGAGGAAGAACUACGCUCAUGUCACUGCUUCAACGCUGUUAUGAAGACAUGGCGCGAGGUGGCGCCUAUGAAUGUCUGCAGAAGCGUUUUAAUGGUGGCAGUUCUGCGAAGUGCAGUGUACGCCAUAGGCGGUAGCUUUCACAGUGAGGAUACCAAAACGGCGGAAAGAUAUGACCCCAAGACGAACCAGUGGUCUUUCAUCGCUCCUAUGAACAGGAAAAGAUACGAUCCAAGUUCGGCUGUGCUGAAUG